AUGCAAUUCACCCUCCUCACAACCACCCUCCUCGCCUCCCUCUCCCCCGUCCUAGCCCAAGGCCCCGGAAACCGCCCUGGACUCUGCUACCCCUCCACCUGCGGCUAUGAACUCGUGAACCGCGGAACCCACACACAAAGCGACAUUGCGAUGAUGAAGUGUGGGCGCACCGACACAUGUGGCGGCCAGGAAUGGAACACGAUUUUUUCCAUGGGCCUGAGUGGAACGUGGUCUGCCAUGAAUUUCUGCAGCACAGGAUGCUACAUUGAGAAGAAGGGCAUUUGUCAGUUGGGCAAGUGCCAUUAA
Molecule: messenger RNA, 306 nt
Organism: Exserohilum turcica Et28A
Lineage: Eukaryota; Fungi; Ascomycota; Dothideomycetes; Pleosporales; Pleosporaceae
Exons: 2
Coding region: 1-306 (101 amino acids)
Source: RefSeq, a predicted model, not a curated record